Messenger RNA from Phaedon cochleariae (mustard beetle), 2477 nucleotides. NCBI's taxonomy places the organism in Eukaryota, Metazoa, Arthropoda, Insecta, Coleoptera, Chrysomelidae. The record is from the annotation of a GenBank genome assembly.
GCGAUCUUGUGCAAUUCUCGCGCGCCUCUCUUUUGUUCCACCUGUUGCCAGUCGCGGGUUCGAGUCAGGUACGCGAGGAGGCUAUGGUGAUGGCGUCUUUCGCUUGUUUUCGAUGAAAGUGUGGCGCGCGCGCCGAAAAUCGCAGUUGUGGCGAGCAUAGCGACACGGUGAAGUGUGCCCUAGGUCAGUAGCAGGUGGUGGAAGUUAGCGAUGAAGUUUGUUUUUUAUACAGUGCUUUCAAGUGGAUGGUUUGACUCGUUUUUCGAACUUUGACAGUGGAAGAGAUCGCGUUUGCAUGUCAUUUAUUCAUCAGAUUUCAUUCUCGAUGAACAUAAACUGUGAAUUCCUUCGUUUAGUUUAGAGUGGAUCUGUGUCAUUGAACGAGCACGAAUAAGUCCACAGAUUGCGCAACAAGUGGCGAGUUGAACAUUUCCAAGUCACAGAGCUAAGACCAACGUUUUCUAUGCGCCAGGAGUUCAGCAGGAGCGUGGUCCUGGAAAAAGGAUGAGACGGACACGGUUGGCGGUCAGUGGCGUGCUGUUUUUAUCAGGAAUAGCCAGUGCCGGCAUUUUGGACAAUUUCAAUAAUUGGGCUAGGUCUGACAGGAUCGAAGUGAACUUGCCUUGGUUACCAUUUGAGAACGAGACCAGAUGCUAUGACGAAUUGGGGUGUAUCAAUAUUACCAGGACGUGGUAUCACUUGAUCAACAGGCCAUUCAAUGUGUUUCCCUUGCCAAGAUCUGUGAUAAAUACUAGGUUCAUACUAUAUACGCGUUUAAAUCCCUCAGAGGGGCAACUUCUUAGAGCCAACAAUCAAUCUAUCGAAAAAUCAAAUUUGGAUAUCGAUAAGAAGACAAAAUUUAUCAUACACGGAUUUAUAGAUACUCCACUUUCGAAUUGGGUGCGAGAUAUGAGAGAUGAACUCCUGAAACACCAAGAUGUGAACGUGAUCGUAGUAGACUGGGCCGGGGGUAGUUUACCCCUUUAUACACAAGCCACUGCAAAUACCAGGUUGGUGGGCCUGGAACUAGCUUAUUUGAUCAACUAUCUAAUGAAAAAUUAUGAAGUGGAUCCAAAAAGCAUCCAUAUCAUAGGUCACUCUCUCGGAGCUCAUACAGCAGGAUAUGCAGGAGCCUUGGUACCAGGAUUGGGCAGGAUAACGGGACUAGACCCUGCUGAACCAUAUUUUCAGGGCAUGCCAGCUCACGUGAGGCUAGACCCCAGUGACGCAGAUUUAGUGGAUGUCAUUCACACCGAUGGGAAAGGUAUAUUAUUUCUCGGAUAUGGAAUGUCCCAACCGUGUGGUCACUUGGAUUUUUAUCCCAAUGAUGGAAAAGAACAACCAGGUUGUGAUAUAACUCAAUCUCCACUUGUACCAUUGACAUUGAUAAGAGAUGGAUUAGAAGAAGCUUCCAGGGUCCUAGUAGCUUGUAAUCACGUUAGAGCCAUCAAACUAUUCACAGAUAGUAUAAAUUCUCAAUGUCCUUAUAUCGGACAUCAGUGUUCGAACUACAAUUUAUUCAGAGAAGGGCGCUGCUUCACAUGUAAGUCAGGUACAGGGUGUGCUAUAAUGGGAUACCAUGCAGACACGACUCCCGGAUUGGUGGACAAAGAGGUGUCUCCACAGUCCAAAUCACAAGAGACUAUCGGAAGCAGAUACUUUUUGACCACGGGCAAGGAGUAUCCAUAUUGUCACCGAAUGUACCGCAUCAGCGUCGAACUAGCCCACCCCCCUCACGCCGAAACCUGGGUGCAGGGCCACCUCAAGGCUUCCAUCUUCAGCCCCCAUGGGGCCAUCCACAUGGACCUCACCCCCAGUGGGGACAUGAGGUUGGAGCACGGCUCCACCUACUCCACCAUGGUGUCCCACCCUGUAGAUAUGGCGGGGGACGUACGGAAAGUGGAGUUGAAUUGGGAGUACGACAUGAACGUGCUAGAGCCGAGAACGUUGUGCCUGUUCUGGUGCAACGAUCACCUGUACGUGAGGAAUGUAGUGGUGGAGGAGAUGGAGAUGCCAGGCAGGGGGAAAAGGGAUGCUCAAUUCUCAAGUAGACUAUGUUCCAAAGGGAAAAAAGACUAUGCAGACAUUUCCAAUAGAGGUAGAGGAAUUUUCUUGGAAUCCUGCAGGAGUUCCAAUGAGUUUUCCAAAAGCUAGUAAAAUAUUCAUGACCCAGUGACCAACCAGUGACUGAGAUAGUGUCAUGAACUUAUCAGAAUGAGAAUUCCAUGUUUUUUAUAUUUUUAUAUGAUUGUAAAAAUGUCCAAAACUGGUAUUCUUUGUCCUGUGUGAUUUGUGUUAGUUUAUUUAUUAGUUAAAGUACAAAAAUAAGUGAGAAUAUAUUGAAGGAUUUAUUGUUUUUGUUUUGUUAUAUAUAUAUAAGCUUGAAAACUGUUUUUGUGAUAUGUUAUCAUAACUUUUUAUACCCCUCAAGAAGGAAAAUUACCAGUUAUGUUAAUUAUCUGAAAUAAAGGAGAUGC